AUUUAAACCCCCCCAAGUUAGACUCUCUGGCUCUCUCCCCUGUUUUUAUUGUCACCUUCCCAACAACUCCGAUCCACUUCUCGGUUCUUACUGCUGCUUUUCUUUUGCUUAUUUUUUAUUCCCCAGCCGGCGGAGAUUGGCAUCAUCAAUCUCUGCUAAGAACCCAUUUUUGAGAUAUCUCCCUUUUCAAUCCGAUUCGUCUUUUGCUGAAGCCAUGGGAUUCGAGAAGAUCAAGGUGGCCAACCCCAUCGUUGAGAUGGACGGUGACGAGAUGACCCGUGUCAUUUGGCAAUACAUCAAGGACAAGCUUAUUUUCCCUUUCUUGGAGUUGGAUAUUAAGUAUUUCGACCUCGGCCUUCCUCACCGUGAUGCUACUGACGACAAAGUUACUAUUGAAAGUGCAGAAGCUACUUUGAAGUAUAAUGUUGCAAUUAAGUGUGCUACCAUCACUCCUGAUGAAGCUCGUGUAAAGGAAUUUGGUUUGAAGUCUAUGUGGAAGAGUCCAAAUGGAACUAUUAGGAACAUCUUAAAUGGCACUGUCUUUAGAGAGCCAAUUCUUUGCAAAAAUGUUCCCAGACUUGUUCCAGGAUGGACAAAGCCAAUAUGCAUUGGAAGACAUGCAUUUGGAGACCAGUACAGAGCUACUGACACAGUCAUUAAAGGAGCAGGAAAACUGAAAUUGGUGUUUGUGCCGGAAGGAUCUGAUGAAAAGACAGAACUUGAAGUCUACAACUUUACUGGUGCCGGUGGAGUGGCUUUGUCUAUGUAUAACACAGAUGAGUCUAUCCGUGCUUUUGCUGAUUCCUCAAUGGCUACUGCUUAUGAGAAGAAAUGGCCACUUUAUCUUAGCACGAAGAAUACCAUCUUGAAAAAAUAUGAUGGAAGGUUCAAGGACAUUUUCCAAGAGGUAUACGAGGCCAGCUGGAAAUCAAAGUUUGAGGCUGCUGGAAUUUGGUAUGAGCACCGUCUAAUUGAUGAUAUGGUUGCGUACGCUCUAAAGAGUGAAGGGGGUUAUGUAUGGGCUUGCAAGAAUUAUGAUGGUGAUGUUCAGAGUGAUUUUCUAGCUCAAGGGUUUGGAUCUCUUGGGUUGAUGACAUCAGUCCUGGUCUGCCCGGACGGUAAGACCAUUGAGGCUGAAGCAGCUCAUGGGACUGUUACAAGGCACUUUAGAGUUCACCAGAAAGGUGGUGAAACUAGCACUAACAGCAUUGCCUCAAUCUUCGCUUGGACCCGAGGACUGGCUCACAGGGCAAAGUUGGAUAACAAUCCCAGACUGUUGGACUUCACUGAGAAGUUGGAGUCUGCAUGCGUUGGUGUUGUAGAGGCAGGAAAAAUGACAAAGGAUCUUGCACUUAUCAUUCAUGGAUCUAAGCUAAGCAGAGACAAGUAUCUGAACACGGAGGAGUUCAUUGAUGCUGUUGCUGAUGAUUUGAAAGCAAGAUUGUCUUACAAAGCGUAAGUGUCUCUUUAGGAUGUGGACCGGUGCUGUUCGGGGUUUUGAGUAAGAAGAAAUGAAGGGGUCGGAAAGAAUUUUAUUGAUGAGGCUCAUUGAAGUUUUGGUGGAUCACUCUUUUAGUCCUCCAUUGUUAGACACCUGGUGUAAUCCAUCGCAGACUUUUUUUCGUUGUCCAAUUUCAAAUCUUUAUGAUUUCUUUUAAUCAUUGGCUUUUUUUCUUUUUUUUUCUCUCUCUCUCUCUCUCUCUCUCUUGGGUACAUUAGUUUGUCAUCUUUGUGACUGUUGAAUGCAACCUGCAAGUUUAACUUACUCAACUCACACGUCGCUGACGUCAGUUUUUCUCUUAUAUUUUACGUUCUCUUUCAAAGAAAAGUAAUGAACUAAUAGAGAGAUAAAUGUUGUCCAUAGAAAGGAGAGUUUUUUUGUUUGCUCAUCUUACAUUAGAA
Messenger RNA from Oldenlandia corymbosa var. corymbosa, 1902 nucleotides. The record is from the annotation of a GenBank genome assembly. NCBI's taxonomy places the organism in Eukaryota, Viridiplantae, Streptophyta, Magnoliopsida, Gentianales, Rubiaceae.